Molecule: messenger RNA, 4346 nt
Organism: Aplysia californica (California sea hare)
Lineage: Eukaryota; Metazoa; Mollusca; Gastropoda; Aplysiida; Aplysiidae
Product: synembryn-A
Exons: 15
Coding region: 140-1795 (551 amino acids)
Biological process (GO): G protein-coupled receptor signaling pathway
Cellular component (GO): cytoplasm
Molecular function (GO): G-protein alpha-subunit binding; guanyl-nucleotide exchange factor activity
Source: RefSeq, a predicted model, not a curated record
CUUGGCUUCCUCCUCCUGGUUAGGUCCAUAUGAUAAUGGAUUCCAAAAUGUCGCUGAUAAACAAGUGAAAUUUAGUGUCUCCAAGACGUGAAAUAUAAAUCAAUCUUUGUUUUUAAUUGUGUCAAAGACACUUUUCGUCAUGGAGUUGAACGAGCUUAAAAAGCUCAACGACUGCUCCGAAACAGAAGCUGUCUCUGUUUUAGAAAAGUUUAUUGCUACCAAUUCUCAGGUGUUUUCAUUCCCAAACCUAGACGUGGAAGUCAAAAAGGAAUGUGUGGAAGCAAUCCUUUUGUGGUUGAAGAAGCCGCAGAUUGCUCCAAAGACUUCUAUUGCUUGCCUUCAAGCUUUUCGCAUACUUAGCCGAGACAAAGCAAAUAUGCAGUCUUUAACAAGUGAGAAGGCCCUGGCUACCCUGAUCACAGUGGCUGGUAUUGAGCACUACGCCACUCAGGAUGUCGAUGCAGCUACUUUAACCAUUUUCGAUGGUGACCAGAGCGUGAUGGUUGAGGCUCAGAAGUGUCUGUGCAAUGUUAUUUUUAACAGCAUUGAAGCUCAGAGGUAUUGCUGUAAAUCCGGAUGUGUUGUUGGAGUGGUACAAAGGCUCAAAACUUAUGGAGACCCAGAUGUUCAGUUUGAUGUAAAGUUCUUUGACAUGCGGAUCUUGUUUCUUUUGACGGCACUGCCUACUUGUAUUGAAACGAGGCCGAAAGUCAGGUAUGAACUGCAUGGGUUCACAUAUCUGAUGGAAGUUUUGGAUCUUACACUGAGAGAUGCAGAAUCUCAGGAGACAGACCUUGCUGAUCAACAAGUGGAGUUGUGUGCAGAAAUCCUGAAGAUUCUCUUUAACCUCACCAUUUCCAUGGAAAAAAAGUCUGUCGAUGAGGAGGAAGAGGCACACUGCAUGCGUCUGGUUAGCAUCCUGCACGACCUUCUGAUGAGCAAAAUCAUGUCAAGUGAUAAAAGAGAUGACUUGCAAAGCCACAUUGUGAACCUGCUCAUCAACAUCCCAGCCGACUUCUACGAGGAGCUGCUGACCCCAAUGGUGGAGGACGACAAGAGCAUGGACUGCAAGGACGUAGAGUAUGAUGGAAAAAACAUGGAGGCCAUCAACGUGAUCCUGGAGUUCCUGGACCACAGGCUGGACUCGUCAUCCAAAAGCCUAAAGGAAAGCCUGGCUCCAAUCCUGCAUUGCCUGUGUGAAGCUUGCCGUCAUAAUCGUGCCAUUAGAAAGUUUUGUCGUCUCAAGGUGCUGCCACCAUUGCGGGGAGAGGUCAAACAGUUGCCGGAGCAGGGUCACAGUCUGAGAAACAAACUUUGUAAACUUCUGACCUCCCCUGUUACUUCUGUGAAGGACCUGGUGGCUCAUUUUAUCUUCAUUCUAUGUAAAGAGAAUGUGAACCGCAUGGUGAAGUACACCGGUUACGGGAACUGUGCGGGUCUCCUGGCUCAGUUUGGGUUGCUCAAGCUUGGAGACAGUGGCCAGAGGAAGGGAGAUUACUCCAGCAAUUCUGAGGAUUCAGAGACUGAAGAGUACGCUGAACUAAAGGACCAAGUGAAUCCAAUCACAGGGCGAUGGGAGCCUAGUAAGUCUGACCCCAUGGCCGGAAUGUCAGAUGAACAAAAAGAAUACGAAGCUGAACAGCUGCUCAACUCUAUCGACAAACUACAGAGGCAAGGCAUUAUCCAGCCAUGUCGUGUUGGGGAAGACGGGAAACCGGAGCCUGUGGAACACGUGCUGGAGUUGCUGGAGGGUCAGGGAGCCGCGGGCGGGGCAGAGGCGCCGGAAUGUGACUGAGGGCGACCGGCUAUUCGUCAGCGGCUGUCUAGUGACAGGACAGCAGUUGACCAGCAGCUCAGCAGCUGAUGACCAACCUGUUCCCAUUUCUCACAUUCUACUACUGUAAAGUCAAAUACUUAUUGAUUGCCGCAACACACAAGCAUGUCUUUUUUGGGGGGGCACUUCUGAGAUAUUUUCUUUUUUUCAACAUAAUAACUGAGUGAAUUACCUUUUUAAUAUGCUCAUGUUGUUAUGACAAAGUUGGAAGCAUCAUAAAACGUAAAGUAUUUCCUUGGGUGGAAAUAGACUAUCUAAAGUUAAAUGCAAAUAUUUAAAUUCUAGAUCUGGGAUGUAGCUUUUUCUGACUGCAAGUUUCUAUGACUUUUGUCUAAAUACUGCAUUAAUAGUAUACAGUUGUGUGCAAAGUAAUGAAAUGAAUAGUGUCAUCUCUCUUUUCAUAAGGCAACAACACUCAGAUGUAAAAUCUCAGCAAAUUUUUUUUAUGUAUGUGCAUGUAUCAAAAAAUGAAGUCUCAUCAUUGAUCGUAUCCUUUGGCGGUAAACUCUUAAAAACUUCUGUCGGUGAGUGCAUUGACAAAUAAACAAUGCCGUCUGUGUUGGUAUUUCAUGUAUAUGAACUGAAAUAUACAAAAGCUCAGCAAAUCAAAUAUGAUUUUUCCCCUACCCUCUCAACCCCUGCAAGAUGUUAUUGUCUUCGUAGCAUACAGCAUAGCACACUACUGUUAAGAUACACAAGUGCUUGCUGUUGACUGUACUUUACUCCCCUUGGCGCUGGGAUUAUCUCUCCCCACCUCCCAAAUCUUUUCUCUUGCCAUUUUGACUUGUUUCUGUUCAGAAUUUAUUUGACUUGGCGCACAUAUUUGAAAGUAUGCAUAGAAAUCCAUGAUUGUUUCUGUGGCAGACAUUAUAAUGUAUGUAUAUGUUUUUACAACUCAAAUGGUGAUGGCUUUCGUUGUUCAUAGUAGCGGGCCAUGUAUCUUCAUUCUUUCUUUCAGUGCAGUUACUUUGUAAUGUGCACUAUGUUUUUAAUUCUCUGCAAAAGGUAUGUAAUAACGCGGGCAGGAUGACAUGUAAUAGGAGUAACAAGUAUUUUCUUUUUUUGCCCUGCUCAGCAGUUGUUCCUGCUCAAAGUAUAUCCUGAUAAAACGUACAAGAUUUUGUCACCUUGAUGGUACCGACAAAGCAGUCAAGAGAUGCUCAACACUUUUGAAAUGUUAACCUUCAAAAGUUUUUAGCAGAAUCAGGUGGUUGAACAGAAUUUUUUCACAAAAAGUUAUGCCAUGAAAUUAUAUUUGAAAAGGGUGUGCUACAAACUGUAAAGCAAAAAACAUUUUUAAUGCUUUGUGUGCCGCAACAUAUCAGAUUGUGUGUUUGUUGGCGAGACAGCGGGAAUGUGAGCCAAAAAAACCAACAUUACUGAUAUAUUUGAAAGUUUUGGAUUAAUAAAAUUGACUGGUUUUGGUUUUUUUAAAGAACUGAACAGUUUUUGGAAGGAGAUGAAUAUUAUUCAUUGCGAGUUGCCCAGCAGAAGUUGAUCAGGGAUGUCUGAUACAGAGACACAAACAAGGGGUGGAUGGUUGAACCCAAGUGUUUUCUUUGUGCUCCAACGAGUGAUUAAAAAGAUGGAAACUGCCAUCAGCAAGUCUGUGAACACAGUGAUGUGAUGACUAUUGUUCCUGGUUGAUCCAAACUACAAUGUAUCUGUUUGGUAGAAGAGCUAAUAUAUUUGGUCCUGUUUGAAGCAUGACGUCAAAGCUUCUCUACAACUUACUCUGUGGCAAAGAGAUUUGACCUUCUGUUCACUGUCUGGUUUGCGCAGGUGCUGUGUGUUUUGUUUCUUUGCUCAAUAGCUCAAUGACUCAUUCUGACUGAGCAGUUCUAUACCAUUGACUUGAAAUUUAGAAAAAUGCUUAUAAAAUGAAUUGAAUUAUACCUUCUUAAUUCUUCCAUCAUUUUGGAAAGAAGCGUUGAAGACAGAGAGAAGAUUUUUGUUGUUGACUUGAUUAAUUGUUUGGGGGGGUUUUUCCUAUGUAUCCUCAACUGUGUUUAAAGCUAAUUUUAAAUGCUCUGUUUAUUUUUCUGGAUUUUUGAGUUGUUUUUACAGACCUGAGGGCGUCACCUCUAAUUGGCUCAAGUGACAUCUGUCAAUAUGGACACAAGAAUGGUGAUCACUCAGUGUUACUUUAAAGGAGAAUAUGGAGUGUGAAUUUCAAUAGAAUGGUAUCAGGUGUUGUGAAAUAUGUUUCAGGUAAUGAUUAUCACAGGGAUGAGCUGGGUCUACUUUCGUCAAAAUAAGUAUAAUGAUGCUCUCGCCACUGGGUUCACUAAAAUUUGCUUUAGAUGUCACUGAGCAAGUCCUGCCACUGAGGCUUUUAUGUAUUGUGUGAUAUCAAGUUUUGUAAAUAAAUUACAAUUUAUAUGAAGUUGUACAAUAUUCUGUAUACUAUCUAAAUGAAAUUCAGUUGUAUUUUAAAGACACCUCCAUUACUUCUUGUAUGGGUUUCUUCCCGAGACAGGUACAAAUAUUAAAUUCAGAAGGGAAAAAAAAA